AUGCUACUGAUUUGGUAUCUUUUCAAUUUACUAUUACUUUCUGUAUUUGCUGUUGCAAGUUCAGCUAAGGCUGAACGUGCCCUUGCAAUUACUUAUCCCACUUUGACAUGGUCACCUGAAUUUGCUUACGAAACGGAUGGCUGUCCUAUUCUUUUGGGGUGGGAAGACAGCUGUUCAAUAGGCGAUGCUGGUUUUAGAGGAACAUGGGAACCAGAGUUGCAAACCUUCGAGUUCAAAUAUAUUCUGCAUGUUGUCGACAGUGUCGAUUUAUAUGAAGUAAUGCUUGAAUUUCAACUUGACACAAGUAACCUUCCAUUCGGUUAUUUGAUAGGCAUAUAUUUUAUCAAUAUCCUAUCACCCGGUGGUUAUAUCCAGUAUUCCCAACCUGCCCUUAAUAGUUGGUUGGAAGAUUCAGAAUCGGUUUCUGCAUCGCCAUACCACUUUUUUGUUAAAUGGGUGAUGCAGACUGAAUCUGAUGGAAAUCAGAUGUGCACUACACCAUUCCAGAUUCAAUACCUGUGGCAAUACCAAAGUAUACCAUCUAGUAAGAGAGCCAUUCCUGGUCUUGUUGUUCAAACAGCCAACUACAUACAUGAUUGUAAUGGUGAUUAUCCUCUUCAAUGUUGGGAAAACGUGUGCAUGAAACAACCUGAAACAACCACUGACCAUUACGAAACUUCUGAAUCUGGGAAAGUCUCUGAACCCAAAGAAAUAACUCAAACCGAUGAAGGAAGUGCAAAUGAAUCAGAAUAUAAAAUUUCCACUGAAGUUGAACAAAAUACUACAACUAGACCAGCAACUGGUUCUUUUGAAGAAGAAGAGGGAGCAGUUGAAGCAAUUUCAAAUAAACAAGAAGUAACUGUAACCGAAUCCAGUGAACAAUCUACAAGUAAGAAUGAAGUGGAACUCAGUACUGAAUUAGACGAAAUGCAAAGUAAAAUAUUAGAAGCAGACCCUAUACAAGAUCCAUAUGAUCCAACCUCUGAAUUUCAAAAAGAAACCACAACCCAACUGAAGAAUGAAUAUAUGACAGAUUCUGGGAUUGAAUCAACUACUGAAAUAGAAGAUCAAGAUACAACUCAAGAGAAAAAUUAUUCUAUGAUUGAAAUGGACUACGUACCUUCCACAAUUAAUGAAGAUAAAUCUACAUCCGAAGAGAAAGGAGAUACAACAGAAGAGGACCAAUAUACUACUGGUCAAGAAGAUGAAAAAACAACAAAAGGCCAAGGAGAACCAAGUACGGAACAAGAAAUUGCGCAAUCCACUCAAUUGGAAGAUUCUUUGUCAACAAUACUAAAAGAACCAAGAACCGAUAAAGAUCAACCUGCAAUUGAAUCAACACAAGCAAGUUCAACAACCGAAAAUGUGGUAAGUAUAACUAAAGCGGUAAAUGAACCAACAAUUGAACUAGACAAUGAAUCCACAAAAAAAGAACAUUCUAAUCCAACAGCAGAAAGCGAUAAUCCCUUAACUGAAUUAGAAGAUUAUACUUCUGGUGUUCUGGAUCAAGAAACUGAAACGGAAGCUGAAAAGGAACGAACUAUUGGAAAAGAAAAGGACUAUUCCACCGUUGAGGACAAGACAACAGUUGAACCUGAAAGUGAAAUAUUUCUACUGCCACAACCUCUACCUUCCACCACCACAUAUGAAAGUAAAUAUUCUGAUAAUCCCAGAUCUGAGUCAUCAGAACGAGAAAUUAAUCCUUUCUCUGAACCAGAAGAAAGAACUAUGGGUGUAAAUCAUUCAAAUAUUCUAGCCAUUACUAUAUCAACUGAAUUAGAAAGAGAAAACAUGGAAGACCCAGUUAUUCAACCACCUUCUAGUCCAACUAAUAACGUACCUUCAAAUUCAAUUAAUCGAGCAGAACAAGAUCCAAAAAUUUUGCAUAACGAAGGUUCAAUAGGUGUUAAAACUGAAAAACCACUUGUGUCAGAUAUCCAGGGUGAAACAGAAUCACUUGCAGCAGACGCAACUUAUAUUGGCAAUUCAUCAGUACAAUCAUCUCCAUAUUUAACCAUUACAUAUAAUCAAACGUUUACAACCAUUGGUGUUGAUCCAUCUGAUUCUGAUGUAUCCACAGCAUUGGCACUGACAGUGAUAACUACUUCUAUUGGACCAUCUCCUAAUCCAAGUAGUGAUACUCCAAAUUCACCAGUGACAGUAUCAACCGUUACUAGACCCGACACCACUUACGUUUCAACAGUUACUGAACCAUUAGAUGUCCCAGUUAUUGUUUCCACAGUAACCACGCUUUCGACAACAGUUACCAAAACAUAUACUCCUACAGUUCUUGUUACAACAGUUGUAGAUGUUGAUACCACCUAUAUCACUACUCUUACCGUCACACAUAAUCCACCAACACUAAUUUCUACAAUUAUAAACCCUGAUACUACAUACGUGACUACAUUUGCAGGAUCACAAGCAACUAAAGGCACAAACCCAGACAGCAAUGUACCUGUAUCCGAUGAUACCGAUAUUUCAUCAGAGCAGAAUGACAAAGCUGAAGAAGUUCAAGUUGAAAAUCCAGGAGAUAAUCCAAAUGAUUCAGCCAAUAAUAACUACCCUGAUAGUGGUCCAAGGGAGCCAAGUAGUCCAAGUCGACCCAACAAUACGAAUCCUAGCAAUUCAACAGUUAAUUCAAACAAUCCAGAUAAUUCUCCUGUUAGCCAAGAACAAUCAGCCGUACCUCCAGCUCAAUACCCAGGUGGCAACCCAAAUAAUUUACCUAAUUCCAAGAGCGCUGAUGGAAAUUCAGAUAUUCCAGUCAAUUCUGCUGUUCUUCCAAAUAGUACCCCUCAAGUUAUUGUUUUACCUCCUACUUCAUUAGGUAGUAACUUUGAGAAUACUCUUGAGACAAAUGCCGACCUUGAGCAAUAUCUCGAAGGAAUGGCAACAGAUCUCAAGGUUAAUGUCUGCACGAUAUGCUUAUGGUUGAUUUCUGGUAUUAUUUUCAUAUAA
Molecule: messenger RNA, 2958 nt
Organism: Spathaspora passalidarum NRRL Y-27907
Lineage: Eukaryota; Fungi; Ascomycota; Pichiomycetes; Serinales; Debaryomycetaceae
Exons: 1
Coding region: 1-2958 (985 amino acids)
Source: RefSeq, a predicted model, not a curated record